Messenger RNA from Gracilinanus agilis (Agile Gracile Mouse Opossum), 3363 nucleotides. It is a transcript of the gene PI4KB, whose product is annotated as phosphatidylinositol 4-kinase beta. The record is from RefSeq and is a predicted model, not a curated record. Bases 232 to 2736 code for a protein of 834 amino acids. Gene Ontology annotation, cellular component: cytoplasm; membrane. Gene Ontology annotation, biological process: phosphatidylinositol phosphate biosynthetic process; phosphatidylinositol-mediated signaling. NCBI's taxonomy places the organism in Eukaryota, Metazoa, Chordata, Mammalia, Didelphimorphia, Didelphidae. The transcript has 12 exons. Gene Ontology annotation, molecular function: 1-phosphatidylinositol 4-kinase activity.
CUCUACCACCUAUGAGCCAAUACAAAGAAGUUAAGGGUUUAAAAAAAAAAAAAGAAGGGAUAGUAAAGUUUGAGCUAAAUAAUACUCAAUAAUGGAGAGCAGAUUCUAAGGAGAACUUCAUAGGGUUGGGAUAGAAGACAGUAGACACUCAAGAACAGAAAAACUAAUUGGUUUGUGUUUCUCUUCAUUCCCUCCUUCUCCAGCUUGGAAGUGCUGUGUCUGGCUGUGGCCAUGGGAGAUACAGCAGUGGAGGCAGCCCCUCUGAACUCUUCCUCUUCAGAGCCCACUCCAAGCCCACCAGGAAAUAAUGGGGGGGCCCUGCUCAGUGUCAUCACUGAGGGUGUUGGGGAACUGGCAGUCAUUGACCCAGAGGUGGCCCAAAAGGCCUGUGAGGAGGUGUUGGAGAAAGUGAAACUUUUACAUGGGGGUACAGCUAGCUCCCCAGAGGAGCCCACGAUUGAGCUUGUCAAUGGGGACAGUGUAGGCAGUGAACUUCGCUGCCUGGAUGAGCCUCCUAGCCGCAUCCAAGAGGAGGAUGAGGCAGGGACUUCUGGCUCAGCUAAGGGGGCAAGGAGGCGGCGGCAGAACAAUUCAGCCAAACAGUCAUGGCUGCUGAGGCUAUUUGAGUCAAAGCUGUUUGACAUCUCCAUGGCCAUCUCAUACUUGUACAACUCCAAGGAGCCUGGUGUUCAGGCCUACAUAGGCAAUCGGCUCUUCUGUUUCCGCAAUGAAGAUGUUGACUUCUAUCUGCCCCAGCUGCUAAACAUGUACAUUCACAUGGAUGAAGAUGUGGGGGAUGCCAUCAAGCCCUACAUCGUACAUCGCUGCCGCCAGAGCAUUAAUUUUUCCCUCCAGUGUGCCCUGCUACUUGGGGCUUAUUCUUCGGACAUGCACAUCUCCACCCAGCGACACUCCCGUGGGACCAAGCUCCGAAAGCUCAUACUUUCAGAUGAGCUGAAGCCAGCUCACCGAAAGAGGGAGCUUCCUUCCUUGAGCCCAGCUCCGGACACAGGGUUGUCCCCCUCCAAAAGGACUCACCAGCGCUCCAAAUCAGAUGCCACUGCCAGCAUCAGCCUUAGCAGUAAUUUGAAACGUACAGCCAGCAACCCCAAGGUGGAGAAUGAAGAGGAGGAACUCUCCUCCAGUACCGAGAGUGUUGAUAAAUCAUUCAGUUCCCCGGUCAGACUGGCUCCUGAGCGAGAGUUCAUCAAAUCUCUGAUGGCAAUUGGCAAGCGACUGGCAACACUGCCCACCAAAGAGCAGAAGACACAGAGGCUGAUCUCAGAGCUGUCCCUACUCAAUCACAAGCUCCCUGCCCGAGUCUGGCUGCCUACUGCUGGCUUCGACCACCAUGUGGUUCGGGUACCCCAUACCCAGGCGGUUGUCCUCAACUCUAAGGAUAAGGCUCCUUAUCUUAUUUAUGUGGAAGUACUUGAGUGUGAAAACUUUGAUACUACCAGUGUCCCAACUCGGAUCCCUGAGAACCGGAUCCGGAGCACAAGGUCUGUGGAAAACCUUCCUGAAUGUGGUAUCACCCAUGAGCAGCGGGCAGGCAGCUUCAGCACUGUCCCCAAUUACGACAAUGAUGAUGAAGCCUGGUCUGUGGACGACAUAGGAGAGCUGCAGGUAGAGCUCCCCGAAGUACAUGCCAACAGCUGUGACAACAUCUCCCAGUUCUCUGUGGAUAGUAUCACCAGUCAAGAAAGCAAGGAGCCCGUGUUCAUUGCAGCAGGAGAUAUUCGACGACGCCUCUCAGAGCAGCUAGCCCACACCCCUACUGCCUUUAAGCGGGACCCAGAAGACCCAUCAGCAGUCGCCCUCAAGGAGCCCUGGCAAGAGAAAGUCAGGAGGAUCCGAGAGGGCUCCCCGUAUGGCCACCUCCCCAACUGGCGGCUCCUCUCAGUCAUUGUCAAGUGUGGAGAUGACCUGCGACAAGAGCUGUUAGCCUUCCAGGUGUUGAAACAACUGCAGUCCAUCUGGGAGCAAGAACGAGUGCCCCUUUGGAUCAAGCCCUACAAGAUUCUUGUGAUUUCUGCGGACAGCGGCAUGAUAGAGCCUGUGGUCAAUGCUGUGUCCAUCCACCAGGUGAAGAAGCAGUCACAGCUCUCCCUGCUCGAUUACUUCCUACAGGAGCAUGGCAGCUAUACCACCGAGGCAUUCCUCAGUGCCCAGCGCAAUUUUGUCCAAAGUUGUGCUGGCUACUGUCUUGUCUGCUACCUGCUUCAGGUCAAAGACAGGCACAAUGGGAAUAUCCUCCUCGAUGCUGAGGGGCACAUCAUCCACAUUGACUUCGGCUUCAUCCUGUCCAGCUCCCCUCGAAACCUGGGCUUUGAGACUUCAGCCUUUAAACUGACCACAGAGUUUGUGGAUGUCAUGGGAGGGCUAGAUGGCGACAUGUUUAACUACUACAAGAUGCUGAUGCUGCAGGGGCUCAUCGCUGCCCGAAAACACAUGGACAAGGUGGUGCAGAUCGUGGAGAUCAUGCAGCAAGGUUGCCGAUGGUGCUCAGGAGACUCCCCGGCCAGCCCCAUACUGACGGUGGCCCAGGUUCUCUGCUCCCAGCUGCCCUGCUUCCACGGCUCCAGCACCAUCCGCAACCUGAAGGAGCGCUUCCACAUGAGCAUGACGGAGGAGCAGCUGCAGCUGCUGGUGGAGCAGAUGGUGGACGGCAGCAUGCGCUCCAUCACCACCAAACUCUAUGACGGCUUCCAGUACCUCACCAACGGCAUCAUGUGACCCCCCCCCCCCCACCGCCGCCCAGCCCCGGGGAGCCGAGGGAGGGCCGCCGGGAGACUCCCUGGGAGGGCCGAGAGCACCCAGGGCGGACCCCAGGAUCGGUAACAAGGAGCUUGCCGGGGGCAGAGGAGUGAGUGUUGGGAGGAACCUUGCUGGGGUCUCCCGGCCCCAUUUCUGUGACAGUAUUACCACCUGACAGGCUCUGGGAGUCACUGCCCCCACGUGAGCAGCUGAGGGGAUGCUGGAGUUUGGGGGGGAUGGAGGGGACCUUUCUGGGGUCUGUGGUGUCUCCCUGCCCCCCUCCAAUACUUCCCUUACCCUCCAGCCUGUUCUGGGCUACCAGGAGAAAGAGAGAUCUGUGCCCCUCAGUGGCUCUCCUGGGGGAGGAGUCAGAGCAGGGACUGGAGCUCCCCCUAGAGGAGGGGGACCUAGCACAGCUUCUCCAUUAAAGGGGCCCCCAUCAUGGAAGCCAAGAGAAGAGAAUGGGCCGUCCCCAUUCUGCCCCAGGUCCAAGGGGAUCCCGGUGCCUGCAGUCGGUUCUUAUCCCACUCCCUCUGGCCCAGGGAAAAUGCUCUCAAUUUUUUAUUUUUAUUUUUUUCUGUUUGAAAUAAAGUCCUUAGUUAGCCA